Penicillium lagena is the source of this 1020-nucleotide messenger RNA. Its product is annotated as alcohol dehydrogenase. The transcript has 8 exons. Gene Ontology annotation, molecular function: oxidoreductase activity; zinc ion binding. The coding region runs from base 1 to 1020 and encodes 339 amino acids. The record is from RefSeq and is a predicted model, not a curated record. Lineage: Eukaryota; Fungi; Ascomycota; Eurotiomycetes; Eurotiales; Aspergillaceae.
AUGACUCUUCCCUCGACUUACAAGCACGCAGUCUUCAAAGAGGCCGGUGGUCCUCUGACCAUCGAGGACACUCCCAUGACAGCACCCGGUGCGGGCGAGGUGCUGGUCAAGGUGGAGGCCUGCGGAGUGUGCUUCUCCGACACGAUCGCACAAGUCCAUGGAAUGAAGGGCCAAUUCCCUGUCACUCCCGGCCACGAGAUCAUCGGGCGCGUGGCGGCGCUGGGCGAUAACGUCUCCCAGUGGAAGGUCGGCGACCGAGUUGGUGGACCCUGGCACGGCGGCCAUGACGGCACCUGCCAGGCCUGUCGCAAAGGCCAUUUCCAAAUGUGCCAGUUAGGCAUUAUCAACGGCGUGACCAAGAGCGGCGGAUAUGCCCAAUACUGUAUCCUUCGGGCGGAAGCAGGCGUCCGCAUUCCCGAACACGUGGAUGCGGCUAAAUACGCCCCGAUUCUCUGCGCCGGUGUCACCGUCUUCAACUCGAUGCGCCGAAUGAAUGUCCCCCCGGGAUCUACGGUCGCCAUUCAAGGACUGGGCGGUCUCGGUCACCUCGCCAUUCAAUAUGCGAACCGGUUCGGUUACCGCGUCGUGGCUUUGUCCCGGGAUUCCAAGAAGGAAAAGUUUGUGCGGGAGCUGGGUGCUCAUGAAUACAUCGAUAGCAGCAAGGAAGACGCGGCGCAGGCACUGCAGAAGCUUGGAGGUGCUUCCCUCAUCGUCGCCACAGCGCCCAACGCCCAAGUCAUCUCGCCUCUGGUGAACGGGCUCGGUAUUAUGGGCAAGUUGUUGAUACUGGCAGUCCCGGGAGAAGUAUCCAUUGAUACGCGACCGAUGAUCCAACGCGGCCUGUCGAUCCAUGGAUGGCCUAGCGGUCACGCGAUUGACUCCGAGGAGGCCAUCCAAUUUACGGAACUGGAGGGCAUCAACUGCAUGGUGGAGACCUUCCCGCUGGAGAAAGCCCGCGAAGCCUUCGAGGCCAUGCGCCAGGGGAGUGUCCGGUUCCGCGCCGUGAUCACGAUGGAUUAA